Nerophis ophidion (straightnose pipefish) is the source of this 3609-nucleotide messenger RNA. RefSeq names its product megakaryocyte-associated tyrosine kinase (gene matk). Gene Ontology annotation, biological process: protein phosphorylation. The record is from RefSeq and is a predicted model, not a curated record. Gene Ontology annotation, molecular function: protein binding; ATP binding; protein tyrosine kinase activity. The coding region runs from base 173 to 1501 and encodes 442 amino acids. The transcript has 13 exons. NCBI's taxonomy places the organism in Eukaryota, Metazoa, Chordata, Actinopteri, Syngnathiformes, Syngnathidae.
GUUGCAUCAUUUGGCAGCGGACGCAUUUAGGCGCAUAUUUAGGAAGUGCUGUGACAGACUGAUAAGAAUGUCCGAUGCUUCCCACAAUGUAACAUUUUGUCCAUUUUGCUGAGGAAGACGUCUGUCCACCUUGCCCAAGGUGUCCCAGGACCGCCAUUCAACCUGCUAAAAGAUGAGCUGGACCGCUGGUACGCAGUGCGUUGCCAAGGGAGACCACAGGAAGCCCAAACCAGGGGAGUUGGCAUACUGCAAAGGUGACAUCCUCACCAUCCUUGACACCACAGUAAUGACUAAAGGAUACUACAAAGCCCGACAUAACUCCAGUGGAGAAGAGGGGAUCAUAAACGGCACCAAUGUGCGGGAAAGAGGAGCUCUGCGCGUUGAUGCAAGCCUCAGCCUCAUGCCAUGGUUUCACGGGAAGAUCUCGGGCCCAGAGGCCGUCUGCAAGCUGCAACCGGCGGAGGACGGCCUGUUCCUGGUGCGCGAGUCCAUCCGUCACCCCGGCGACUACGUGCUGUGUGUGAGUGUGUGUGGGGAGGUCAUCCACUACCGUGUGAUGCACCAGGACCACCAGCUGACCAUUGACAACAAGCAGCACUUCCCCAACCUCAUCCACAUGAUAGAGUUCUACUCUCACAACAAGGGCUCCAUUGCUCAAACGCUCCUGAAACCCAAAGCAAAACACGGAGCCAAGUCGGCGGAGACAGAGCUAUCCAAAGCUGGAUGGCUGCUGGACAUCUGCAAACUCACACUGGGGCACAGCAUUGGAGAAGGGGAGUUUGGUGCUGUGUUUGAAGGCGAGUAUUUGGGCCAGAGGGUGGCAGUCAAGACCAUUAAGUGUGAUGUCACAGCGCAGGCCUUCCUGCAGGAGACCGCCGUGAUGACGAAGUUGAAGCAUAAAAACCUGGUGGGCUUGCUGGGUGUCAUCUUGCACAAAGGCCUUCUCAUCAUCACAGAGCUCAUGACCAAGGGAAACCUGGCAAACUUUCUCCGGACAAGAGGCCGUUCGGUCAUCACCCGUGUGCAGCUGCUCGUCUUUGCACUUGAUGUGUGUGCGGGAAUGGAGUACCUGGAGUCCAAGAAGCUGGUGCACAGAGACUUGGCCGCUCGCAACGUCCUGGUCUCGCACGACACUGUGGCCAAGGUCAGCGACUUUGGGCUGACAAGGGCCGCGUCCAAGGUGUCGGACAACCAGUGUGACAAAAUGCCUGUUCGAUGGAGUGCCCCAGAAGCGCUGAGUAAGGAGAAGUUCUCCACCAAGUCAGACGUUUGGAGUUAUGGCGUCCUCCUUUGGGAGAUCUUCUCUUAUGGUCGCCAGCCCUACCCAAAGAUGUCUUUGCAGGAGGUGAAAGAGCGAGUGGAGGGCGGCCACCGCAUGGAGGCUCCGAGCGACUGCCCCCCCGCUGUGUACGCCCUCAUGACCAUUUGCUGGGACAAGGAGCCUCGCAGGAGACCCACUUUCCACAAACUGAGGGACAAACUGGAGCAACAGACGCCUUGAAGACUUCUGAGAGCGUCAGGUUUGGAUGCGGACAUGGAGGUGGAUAUCCCACACCACAUGUUGAUCAGCUAUUUUCUGAUGAACAUUGUGGAAUAUAAAACAUUCCAGGUGGAUAACAGUCCUGUAAUGAUGCACACACACACACACACACACACACAGACACACACACUAGCCCGUAUAGUUGACCCAUUGGAGCGUUUGUUCUUUGAUUGAUUGAUACUUUUAUUAGUAGAUUGCACAGUUCAGUACAUAUUCCGUACAAUUGACCACUAAAUGGUAACACCCGAAUAAGUUUUUCAACUUGUUUAAUUCGGGGUCCACGUUAAUCAAUUCAUGGUAGUUCUCCAUAGUUCUUGUCUUAAAGAACUGGAUACCACCAACCAUUCAGUAUUACACUAUAUAAUAUGUAUCAUAAAAAUAUCCUCUUCAUUUGUAGAUCUUUAUUGACUGGAGUAAUAAGUAUUUAUGUUCCUGUUAUGAAUAGUUUUUCCACUGUAUUUAUUAUUGUAUUGUUUUUGUAUGCCUUGCCUUUUAGCCAUUGUUGUAUCACUUUAGCGUUCGGUCAUCUUUUUCUUAAAGCGAUUUCAGCGUCCGACCCUUCAAGCAAUUUAGAUUGACUUAUUUGUCCUUCUCAUUGUUUUAUCAUUCCAUCUGUUUUCACCUUUUAGAAUUUAAAAUGUUUUGUCUUCAAUCUGUUAUUUGACAUGUGUAGCGUUCUAUUGUUAGAUCUAUUAUUCUCUGGACUUAAAGUUUUGUCAUUGUAGCAUUUUAACUUGUUCGCCUUCUGUCGUUCCAUUCCAAGAAUUCAGGCCGCCGAUUUUAGAAUACAAUAGUUUUAUUGCCAUUUUUACAGUGAACAGGUUCAAAGAACAACAAAAUUUGAUCAGAUCUCCUAAGGUGCUUACACCAUCAUUUAGUAAUAUAAAUAGUAAAAUAUAAAAAAAUAUAUGUAUCUACAUAUAUGUAUAUAUCCACACACAUGCACAUAUGCAUACAUAUUCAUAUAUAUACACAUAUAACAUUAUUGCACAUUAUAGUCCAAAAAUAAUCAGAAGACACGUGAAGUGAAGUGAAUUGUAUUUACAGUAUAUAGCGCUUUUUCUCUAGUGACUCAAAGCGCUUUUACAUAGUGAAACCCAAUAUCUAAGUUACAUAUAAACCAGUGUGGGUGGCACUGGGAGCAGGUGGGGAAAGUGUCUUGCCCAAGGACACAACGGCAGUGACUAGGAUGGUUUAAGCGGGGCUCGAACCUGCAACCCUCAAGUUGCUGGCACGGCCGCUCUACCAACCGAGCUAUACAUGAGAACAUGUGACAUGUGUCAUGUCCUCAUGUGACAUGCUGACACAUUGUGCUAACUCAGCGCCUGUUUGACUCUUGGGUAAAAUCUAUUUUGUAGUCUAGUUUUGAGCUUUAACGUACACCAGGGGUGUCCAAACAUUUUCCUUCAAUGGCUGUACGCUGAAAAAUCAAAGCAUGCGGGGGCUAAUUUAAUAGCUGUCAUUAAUAAACCAGUACAAUAUAUAUUGUAUCCCCUCAUCGGUGUGUGUUAAAGAUCCCAGGGACCCAAAAGGGUUUCAGUCAAAGUGUAAAAAUAACGCAUACGAUAUAUAUAUAUAUAUAUAUAUAUAUAUAUGUAUAUAUAUAUAUAUAUAUAUAUAUAUAAAUGUUUAACUUUCAACGCUGAAGUAUCUAUAUAUCCACUUCAUGUCCAGCUGUUGCCAUAAAGGUUUUUAUGAACAUUUUUAAAAACCUGUUUUAAUGGCAAAAACACAAAACAUGCACACAUAUCCCCAAAAAUAUAUUUUUUAAAGGGACAUAUGUAAUGGGAAGUAAUUUCAGCUGUAAAUAGAUACAUAAUCCAUAACAAUAUUGUUUUUUUGAUAUGUACAGUAUGUGUGUGUACAUUCGUCAUGAUGACGACUAUUAACUAUGAACAAUAAAACACUGAAUAUUAACAACAUAUGAACAUCUUUUCCUUCUCAGACCAACUCCUCCGUAGUUGUGUAUCUUUUACGAUCAAGCAAAACACAACAAAAAUGUAACAAACAACAACAUAUGAAUGUAAUAAACACUUACAAUUUGAUGUAUUGUAACUUUUAUGCAGAAA